Molecule: messenger RNA, 2238 nt
Organism: Chelmon rostratus (copperband butterflyfish)
Lineage: Eukaryota; Metazoa; Chordata; Actinopteri; Chaetodontiformes; Chaetodontidae
Product: prostate stem cell antigen-like
Exons: 3
Coding region: 509-892 (127 amino acids)
Source: RefSeq, a predicted model, not a curated record
GAUGCUGGGAAGUGUAACUUAAUAAAUCUCAUUUACAGGCCGUCUUUAACCGCGUCAGCUGCGCGCAAUUACCUCUCCAAAUGAAGUUAGAGGUUUCAGGGAGGAAACACUGACUGCCAGGGUAACGUGGGUAUCUUCAAAUCAGACCUGUGACAGAAGACAGAAGACAAGAGCGAGAGUGGCAUAAAGAGAAGAGCUCAGAGGCGACCCCAGCGUGCUCACAAUACAAACUACAGUAGGCCAAUAUCCGUGAAACGCUCGAGGAAACUCGAUUUUGAUCGGCUUAAUCCAAAACAGUGAAAGUAAAGCUGAAGAAAAGGCAAGAGACUGAGGGUGUGGACUUUGACUUCAAGGACGAAGACAAAUUAAAUUUAGGAAUGAGUUGGAUCGGCUCCGAUCAGCAGCAGCAGUUAGUUUGAUGACCGAGCUGUAACGUCCGACAGGGGGUUUUUGGACGGGUUUGAAUAGCUAACCGAAAACAAUUUGAGGAUUUGUUACUAGGAGCAUCAUGUCUCGUUCACAGCUGCUGAUUGUACUCCUGUGUUGUCUACCUUUGGCAGCCUGUUUGCGCUGUUACACCUGUGUAUUUCCUGCCAUCUCUCCUCUGGACUGCUUUAAGUUCCCUCAGGAGUGCCCAGCUGGACAGCGCUGCCUGUCUAGUACUGCGAUAGGAAAGCGGGGCUCACUGCAAGUGACGAUGUACGAGAAGAGCUGUGCCGUCCCCUCCCAGUGCGGUGUGAGUGGACAGAAAUACGCCUCGGGCCUCUACUUCAACUACACCAACGUCUGCUGCGAUACAGACCUCUGUAACGGGGCCGUGUCCGUCGCUGCCCUCAGCUGGGGAGGCGUCGCCCUCUGUCUGCUGCCUGCUCUCUCUCUCCUGCUGGCCUGAGCAUCAGAGGCGACGAUGGUGUCGGAGGUCUGGGCCGGGUCAAGCUCAACACCGAAUAUCAAAGCUGUUAGGUGACCUGGAAAAGACGUCCACUCACAGGAUCAUGAGCAUGCUCGUGUGAGCCAACACGGUUUGAAAAAUCCUAUUUUUAAUAAAGAAUGAACAGGGGUGAUAUGAGUGAGGCACUGAGGUGGUUUGUGAAGCCCAGAUUAUCUUAUUCUAUCAUCUGUUUCUCAAACAUAGCAGAAUCUUCCUAAAAAUGUCAGAAGGCUAAUAAUUUAAAAGUAAUAAAAAAAAAAUAUGUGACAGCUUAACAACAACAAAUUAUUGAUGCCAAAAUAUAUCUCAACUCAAGGUCUAUUUUGAGGCUGUUCUGGAGCUUUCAAUCAUACCACAUGAGGUUCAUCAGGACAUAAGAAUCAGUUAAUGUGGAACCAGAUAAUCACUUUUUUUUAACAUUACAGGUUUAUUAUAAGUCUGCCUGUUUAUUAUUAAGUUAGUUCAUAGUUCAUGACUUACCUCAAUAAUAGAAAGCUCCAGAGCAGCUGCUAAAGAGACCGUGAUGAGAUUGUUUUGUCAGCUCCACGAUCAAGAAUGAACUUUCACACAGACGAUGGACGACAUGUUGCUUUAAUACUCAGAAAAAGUGCAAGUUUGAGCAUCUACAUUUGCAUGUUAAAUGGAUGAAAGCAGAUACAGAUACAGAUACUAAAUGUUUUUGUGAUUGAGUUUGUGAUUGUUUUGUCAACUGCUUUGAAACUCCAAAUAUAUGCUGCCAGCAUAAUGCUGGUUCGUAACCUUAGUUUGGCCAUAUCGCGCAUCUCCAAAUGUCUUAAAUGAUGACCCGAUAAUGACGUUAAUAAAACUUAACUGAACUGAGGAGAAGCCUUCUCAGCAUUAUGCCUCUUAUUUAAGCUCUACUUUAUGUGCAUUUGCUAUGUUUAUGUACACGUAUUAUCUUUUUAUUACAGUACUUGACAACAUACUUAUAUUCAUUGCUGAGCUUCGAGUCUACAGCUUUUGCAGACUUGAAACGUUCUUGACUUCUUGACCAUGUUGUUACCCUUGACAAAGUAAAAACACAUCUGUCACUGAUUUAAUAUCAAAUGUUUCUUUAUUAGGAUAUUAAUACAUGUGUCUUUGUAAGAGUUUCAAAGUACAAAAUACAUUUCAGCUGUGCUAUUAGUUUGAUUGUCUUCAUUGUUGAUUUAAAUCUACUGUUUUAGUGUCCACACCAUUGUUUUGAUCCGGUGGACUUUUAAGUGCAACUGCUUUGGACUACAUGGCAAAAAGCAUGAAAAAAAAAGACAAAAAAAGGCUAAAAUAUGUGUAGGGAAAUGCAAACA